UGGUCUUUAGUCGAAAACGAUUGUUCGAUUAGAACGAAAUUUCAUGGUAUAGAUAUCGAUUGUACCGUAUUGCGUAGUUACAUAAAAUCGAUAUUAGAUUGCGAUUUCUUUAAAGUGAGGAUGAUUCAUUGUGACGCGUAGGAAUAAAAGAAAAAGUUUGUUUUGUUAGCAACGUUUCCACGGGAAUGAUUCGUUUUGCAUUAAUCGAUGCUUUUUCAUAUUUAUUGAAGUGAACUGAAUAUCGUUCUGUACCUAAUUUUUAUAUCGAUAAAUUUCGAUAAUCACAUCGAUUCGUACAAUCGCAAAGCGAAAUAAUCGAUUUGUAUUUCAAGCUACGCCAUUCGGACUAGUUUUUUUGUGGCUUGUUCAAGCUGUUAUAUUUGUACGUUGUGUUGAUAGUUUUGAGGAUAAAUGAACUCGUGUUUACUUUCGUAAUAUAGCCAUGUACAAUUUUAAAUGAGUCAUUGUGUUUUUGUUUAUUAAUAGUGUGCCGAAAUUAAUACGCAAAUGAGUGGAACGAUCAAAUUUUACGUUUUGUACUGGGAUAGUGUUGUACGUGUAUGGGCUUCACGUCAUUUUUAUAACAUUACAUAAAUUAUACUCAAAACUGUCAUGAUAUUGAUAAAGUUUUCGAUUGAUUACGUAAUUACGAAAAAAGUGUCGAAGACAAGAUUCCACGAGCGGUUACAGGUUUUUUCGAAAAAUUGGAGCUAAUUGCUGUCUUCAUUAUCACGAUCUGCAAUUUAUUAUUUAGGACGAACGAUUAAUCAGGGUACCUAGGUAACGCUGACAUCAUUGGCAGCUAAUUAAUCAGUGGCAUACGUUUAUCUCGUAAUCUGGGAAUAUCGAUUGAUCGAGUGACGAGUCGGUCGCGAUACAUCGAUAUCGAAAUAAGAAAAUACAUAGUGGACGAUCAUGGUGUGACUCGAGUGACUAAAUUGAUCUUUCGGAAAGAUCGUUGAGGUUGACCGGUGGUUGUGUGGUGAUUGGUUUUGGUGGUGGUGCUUGAUACGCUCCUGGGAGUCGGAAGCCCGUUGGCACCUGGGCCUCGUUUACAUCGGUUUACUCAUGCUGGGAGUUUUGAAGCGGCGCUGGAAGCCAUCAAAAAGGGCUUCCAGCGUCCGCGGUCCUGAUUCGCCUCUGAGCUCGGAUCUGGCUCUUGAUAAGCCUCGCCCCAUACCAUCACCCAGACAAAUCCACCCCUUGUACGGGGAGAAAGCCGGGCUCCUGGGCUACUGCGACCCGCUCGGUAACGCAGAGAAUUUUCCACCCGCCCCCAACAUCGUCGUCGAGGGUGGAAGAAUCGAGUUCGUCCGCCCCUCGCAGGAUGGCACCACGACACCCCGUAGGAACACCAUGUCCCGCGGCUCGCAGACCUUCAACGACGAGCCCGAGAAGUCUGACCCAGCGAAGGUACGUACUUGGCACAAUGGCAGUUCCUUUCCAGUGUCUAGAAUCUACAUUAACGAGAGUCUGGAGGAGCGGGUGCAGGAAUUGGAACAGGCGUUGCAAGCAGAACGCAUUGCUGCGCAACGAGAUCGGGCGACGAUCACGAAGCUCCAACGACAGAUCAACAAGAGAGAGGCUACGCAACGAGAUGUGGAACGCGAACGACGACAACGAAUGGAGGCCGAAGCUCGGGUGCGCGAGGCUACGGCCGAAGCUGAAAGAGCACGCUCCAGGGUUCAUCAUCUUCAGAGAGAACUGGCCAGGAUGGAGGAGACGUCACGAGGGUUGCUGCAGCAUAAACACAGGGCCGAACAGCUGAAGCAAGAGAAAACUGCUCUUACGCUUUCUUACGAGGCGCGCGUACAUCAGUAUCAGGCACAAAUCUCGAAGCUGCAACUGGAGAACGAGUCGAUGAGGGGUCAGCUGCGCGGUUUGGAGGCUGCGUGUGCUGGUGAGGUGCAUGCCGCGUUGGUGGCACGUCUGGCGACCUUGGAAACGGAACACGCCGCCUUGGCGAGGGACGCGGACGCUCAACGUCGCCAGUACGAGCGGUGUCUGGACGACGUCGCCAACCAGGUGGUCCGCGCCCUUCUAUCCCAAAAGGGUCUCAGGGAAGAAAUCGGUGCAUUGCAGAGGCGUAUUCGAGAGCUCGAAGCUCAAAAUCGAGCGCUUUCAGGAUUAUUGGCCCAAGCCGCAAAUCCUGGAAGUCCAACAGAAUUGAUUCAAGGGAUUCUCGAAGCUGGACCAGCGGCGGUGGUUGCCGCCCUUGGUCUGGAUCCAGCUUGGGUUCCCUUGUCAAGGCCACGCUCGCUCAAUUUACAAAUACCAGUCAUGGCUGCCACGAAAUGUCGAAGAAACAGACCGUUAGCCCAGAAACCAUCGGAAGAGGAAGGUAGCGAGAGUCCAGAGAGCGGGAACAGAGACGAGGGUUAUUCAACCAUGUCCAGCGAUGUACAAGGUGAGGGUGCUCGACAGGAGCCGUCCCGAGGGUUGGAGGAUCUGAAAGAAGCGACAGAUGAGACCGAGGCAGACGUUUCACCGGAUGCACGAUUGGUCGCCCUCGACGCCGGUGAUCCUGAUGUCCUGUUUUUGCCAUUGAAUCUCACUGUAGGAAUAAAUCCACGUCACAGCUAUCCCCCGACCAAAGAUUUGCUACCGUAUCAGCACGUGAUGCGUAGCUUCUCCGACAGCCACCUAUGUCUGAAGUUGACCACUACCACCAAUUUCACACCGUACAAGCUAUCGAGCCCCAUGGGAUCCUCCUCUCUACUUCUAGUCGAGGAAGAAGGCUGGGAUACCGAGUACGUGCAACAAUGGCUCAGGUUAGACGAUAGUAGAAGUGCUCAACAACAUCGAGAUCUUCUCGAGUUGGAAUACGACAGAGCAGAAUUGGAAGAUUGGAGUUUCUCGUUAUCUACCGAGGAUCUUGUUCAAAAUGAAUCCACGGUGUGGAAAGAACCCACCACCACCACUACAACCCCAGCGCUUCCUGCAAUCAAGGAACAUAAUCCUUUGGAAUUGGAAGAGGAUGCAAACGAAUGCUUGUGGAAUGGUGCCAGUUAUCUUGCGGAUAGAACAGGAGGCGAAUUGGUUGCGCUACUCAUGGAUGCCAGAGCGACUGGAUCGUGGCCAUAUGCUACAAGUCCUGGUACUUCAUGGAGCAGCGAAGAAGGUGCGUUUGAAAAUUCCAGUAAACGAUCCUCGGCGGCGCUCUCCGGUUGCAGCGACGAUCCGGAUUCACCUUCGAUCGGCACCGACUUCACCAGAGAUUUCUACAGGCUGGUAAAAUUCGAGAGCACGAAGAGUUUGGCAAGCACAUCGUCGAGAAGCGGAAGACCUCCGCCGGAUAGGGAACAAGCUUUACAGAGUGUCUUGUCUUUUAUCGCUGAACAACAAAUGUAUUUAACCGAAUUACCGAACAAUCUAUUGGAACAUAACGGUACAACGGAAGUUUUGGAAGAAACGGAAAACAAGAAUGAGUCUGGAAGCGAGGCGAUGUGCACCGAAAUUGAAUCUGUUGAUCAAGAUAACAGUAACAUGGAGAAUAUCGAAACGAGCACUAAUGAUGAUUUGCUGGAUCAAAUACCCGUACCCUCUUUGGCACCGGAAGAGAGAAUAAUUAGUGCGGUAGCUUGCAACGGUGGCGUAUCUUACACUACAGUUGCGCCAUCCGAAUUAGGUGCUGUUCCUGAAGAAGACGAAGAAGCUGCUACUUCCUCUACACCAAGCACGGUUGUAAGUCCAGCGAGAGCAUCGCUACUAGUCGAAGGUAGGGACCGAUCGCUGAGCUUUCACGAGCGUGCCACAUCGAAGGACGUGAUAGAUGAACUGAAUCGAAUGAUCAGGAAAGGUGAGGAGAACACUGUGACCCAAGAAACCCAGGUACCGCUCGAAAAAUUAGAUCUUGCUUGCUGCUGUCCAACUGGAUGGGUUCACGUUGAACGAGAUAUUGACUUUACCGACCCAAAAGCAAGAGCCAAUCUUUUAGACGUGAUGUUAGAGAGCAGUGAAAGUUCUUCGGCGACAUCGAGCAGCGGAUCAGCCGGAAGUGACUCGGGGGAUGAACCACCUGAUUACCGUCACUUGCAUAGACUACAUCGAUACCGACGACAAAAAAAAGCAUCGGCGGCCCAGGCACAUCGUGUAUUACGAUUGCCGUCAACCUGGGGUUCAUCGAGGCCAUCGAUCAUCGGACGAGGUGAGGAUUUCUUCGUACGAUAUGGAGACAAGGAACGUGAAGCCGUGGCCUCUUUUGACUUCCUCGACGAGAUCGUGGCACCCUCCUCGACAGGCUCGAAUGCUAGUCUCAUCGAUUUGGAUGACACACCGUCUACCGAGCUUCGUAGCGACAUCAUGAAGCUUUCUCCGCUUUAGGACGAGUUGCGAUGCUGAAAUUUAUCCUUAAAGCUAUACAUUGAAUGGAAGCCCCUUGUAGAAUGUGCAAGGGUAGGUAAAUUGUUCUGUUCUAAUUAAUAGAUCACCGCGCUUGCUUUUUAUAAAAUGGCGGAAUUUAAAUUGCGCCGAUAUUAUGUUUCGAUGUCUAUAUCAAAGAUUUAGAGCAUGCGAAGAUGAAUUGUAUUAUAACAUCCUUAAAGAUAUAUUGAUUUUUUUUUUAUUCUUGUUAUACGCUUCUUUAUAUAUGCAGCAAGUAAUUUGCAUAUAAUUUGGAUAGAAAGGUAAAAGUUGAUAUGAAUAUAUCUUACAGAUGUUUUGCGAGGGUCAGUAUAGUUUAAUUGUGACGAUAUCUAUUUAUUUUUGUUAAAGCAUUUUGAAAAGCUUUGAAAUAAAUUUUCGACGAUAUAUUAGUUUUUUAUAGCAUGAAAUAUAGAAAAAUAUUCAAAAAUAUUCAAAAAAACUUUUUGUAUUAUUAUUUUCAAUUAUGUCUCUUUUUUUAACAUAACAUAAUAAAUAUUGCAUAAAUUGAUUAAAUAAAUGAUUAUAUGUAGAUAUUAUUAUAUCGUUUGCCUAUUUAUAAUGGAAGUUCUCAAGGUGUACAAGUUGUACUUUUUGUGUAUCCAGUUAUAUUUGCUAUUUGUUAUUAAAUUCAAAUAUUCAAAUCUGUAAAUAAAACAUUGAUUUUCUUGUAAUAAUGAAAUAAGAUCGUUCAUUAUCUAUUUGCAUCUUGUAUAUCAUAUAUUAAAAUGAAAAAUAUUGUUUAGUUUCAUAAAAAUUUCAUAACAUUUUUAAAUGUUAUUUCCUUUUCAAAAUAUUGAUGCUUGGCUUUGAAUAAAAUCUUGGAUUUCAAUAGUGGUUUUUUUUUCUAUAUUUAUUAAAUUUAUAUAUAAAUUAAAAAACUCAUAAAUCGAUUUAUUAUACUCUACGCUCACAAGAUGGAAGUAGACUUCUCAAUUAUUAUACUAUACGCAUAAUAUUAAAAUAUGAAUAACAUUAUGCAAAAGUGGUGUAAGAACACUAUUAGCAUAAUAAUGUAUAGUACAUAUAAAUUAACAUGAUGAAAGAAAUAUCAUAGACUGGAACUAUGAUUACUGUACUUUAUUGUAUACUUGAAUAUUUCAAAUAGUACUUCCAUUACGAUCUUGUUUAACAAGAUCAUAAGAUAUCAGGUGAUGAAAUCUAUUUCUAUUACGCACAUUUACUCUUUUAAAAACAUACACAUUUCAUAACAAAAUUUAAAGAAUUUAAGAAACUUAUUUAGAUAGAUGUUUCUACAUUUUUCAAAUGGAAAUGUAUAAUUUAAAUGUAACGCGAUAUCGCGAAUCAUCUUCCGAAAUUGAGCUUAGAAAAAAUUUAGAUUAAGAGUAUUACGACGAUUUUGUAUGAAUACAAAUUUGUACUCUUUCUCGUCGAUGAUUAUGGAUAAAUGUUGAGACAUACCAUAAUAUUCUAUUGUUUAUAUGAAACACAUAGAUAUUACAUGCACGUUAUAAACGCGUACAACUUUCUGUUCCGUCUUCAACGAAAAUAUAUUGAAUGUAUUACUUAUCAAUUGUAAAAUACAAUAGAAGAAGUUCAAAUUCAAACGGAUAUAUUUAACAUGCAUUCAGUGCAUGAGUUUUAGAUGAUAGAAAUAAUAUAAGUAAAAACUUAAAAAAAAAAAAAAAUAGUAACACUAUGAUCAAAACGCCGUAUCAAAUAAGUAGACAUUUCGUCACAAUUUGUACAAGAUUCACACUACUUCAAAAACAUAAUUUGAGAUAAACUAAAAACUAAUUUGCGUUUGAUCAAUACAACAAAUAGGAAUAAAAUAAUAGUCCAUUUAAAGUAUCAAGUCGAUAAAAAUUGAAAUACAUAUUUUACACGUAGAUAUAUAUAUAUUUAAUAUAUAUAUAUUAAAAUACGAUGAAUAUUUUCAAUAUUUGAAAUGGAGAUUGUACGAAUAUAAAGUUGUUUUUUCCAUUUAUCCAUUUUUACACAUUUCUUACUAUCAUAUACACAUAAACAAGAAUAGUUCUUUAUAUGUUAAAAGUGAAUAAGAAAAAAUAUAAGUAUAUACUGAAAUUCAAUGUUAUUAUUAUUUAUAUCUAACAAUUAUAGAAAUUUAUUGUAUUGUAAUUUUAAUACGUAAUAAUUACAACGAAAAAGUUCCAAACAAAAACAACUUUUGUCCUACAGUCUCAAAAUAAUCGUUUAAUGAUAGGUAUAAGAUACGUGUAAGUUGCAUUAUAUCGAAAAUGCGAUCAUUGAAGACGCUGAUCUAUCCCAAUCGAGAAAGAAUUCAUUAAUAAAUAUAAACUCGUGAUUAAGACAUUGUAAAUAAUAUGUAUUAUAGCACAACAGAUGUAAGUUAUCCUCUCUUGAACUUAAUAAAUAAUGACAAUAUAACAAAUGUAAAA
Apis mellifera (honey bee) is the source of this 6743-nucleotide messenger RNA. RefSeq lists its product as uncharacterized. The record is from RefSeq and is a predicted model, not a curated record. The transcript has 17 exons. Bases 1069 to 4323 code for a protein of 1084 amino acids. Lineage: Eukaryota; Metazoa; Arthropoda; Insecta; Hymenoptera; Apidae.